GCGCACAACUGCGUGCUACAGCCGAAAACAAAUGUGGCUCCUACAGCGGAGAUGUUUCCACUCGUCGUUGAGUUUCAUGAAGAAGGUGAAGGGGAGAAGUCCCGCGGAACAGCGCUGGCUGCUGCGACAGCUCAAAGACCCGUACGUUAAAGCGUCUCACGACCAGCACUUCCGCUGCCGAAGUGCCUUCAAGCUGCUGGAAAUAGACGAUAAGUUCCGAGUUCUACAUCCCGGUGACAGUGUGGUGGACUGCGGCGCAGCACCUGGAGCCUGGAGCCAGGUGGCUGUGCAGAGGGUCAACUCCGCCGGGACAGAGCAGAACGCAGCACGUGGAACAGUUGUUGGCAUCGACCUGCUGCACAUACCACCUCUCGACGGCGCCCACUUCCUGUCCAGUCACGACGUCACGGACCCCGCCACGCACGCCAAACUGCAGGAGCUGCUCCCCUGUGGCCAGGCGCACGUCAUUUUGAGCGACAUGGCGCCCAACGCCUGCGGCUUCAGGGACAUGGACCACGAGAGGCUCAUCACCAUGUGUUUGUGUCUGAUCGACUUGGCUGAGAAGAUUCUGCAGCCUCGGGGCUCUCUGCUCUGUAAGUACUGGGACGGGAGUCUCGCCCACCGUCUCCAGCAGAGACUCUCGAGCGCGUUCGGCAGCGUCCGCACCAUAAAACCAGACGCCAGCCGAAAGGAUUCGUCCGAGAGGUUUUUCCUCGCUCAGAUGUUCAGAAAGACGGCGCAGUGAUAUUUGCUGUUUUGUCCUGAUUGAAGCCGUUUGAUCAGCGAGUGGUCUUCUGUAGUCGCCGUUCUCAAAAGAUGGCCGCGUUGAGCCACGAGCGAGGCUGCAGCCACGAGCGAGGCUGCAGCCACGGCGCGCUCAUGUUUGUGG
Molecule: messenger RNA, 889 nt
Organism: Nematolebias whitei (Rio pearlfish)
Lineage: Eukaryota; Metazoa; Chordata; Actinopteri; Cyprinodontiformes; Rivulidae
Gene: mrm2
Product: mitochondrial rRNA methyltransferase 2
Exons: 2
Coding region: 32-745 (237 amino acids)
Biological process (GO): RNA methylation
Cellular component (GO): mitochondrion
Molecular function (GO): rRNA (uridine-2'-O-ribose)-methyltransferase activity
Source: RefSeq, a predicted model, not a curated record